AACCGGGAAAAGAAGAAGGAGGAGGAGUCACGUGACUGGCUGGCUUGUUUGUGGUCGCGCUUUCUGUCUCAGUUGGCGGUUUUCUGUCGCUACCGUCAACAUUCACGGAUUUAGGUGAGCCAACAGAGUCGCGUUUGGUUCAUUUACCCCUAAAAGAUGUCUCACAAGAACAAGAUGAAGCGGAGCGAAGCUCGUGUGGGAGAAGAGGAGUGCAGGAGCAGCGGCCCAUCCCGGUGGUCCCACAGUAGGAAAAGAGGAGUUGAUGGAAGUUUGCGGAAUAACAGUGAUGAAGAUGGUGAUGACUGGUGCAGACAUGCCAGUUUCACCACCCCAGAGAGCUCUGGACCAGUGUCGAGAUGUAGUCGGCCGACUGACUGGGGCAGCCAGGUGGAGGAUGAGGAGAUGAGGAGAGACAUGCACAAAGACAUGCAGCGUUACAGGAGGAGGAUACUGGGUCCAGAGGUCACUCAGAGGGAGAGGAGAGCCUCGUCUGGCUCCUCUGGGAGCUGUGACUCCAGAGAGGGUGAGAACAUGGAGACUGAUGAAUCCGUUCUGCUGCGACGACAGAAACAGAUCAGCUACGGCAAGAACACGCUGGCCUACGACAGAUACAUCAAGGAGGUCCCAAAGCACCUGCGGCAGCCAGGCAUCCACCCGAAAACCCCCAAUAAGUUCCGGAAGUACAGCCGGCGCUCCUGGGACCAGCAGGUCAAGCUUUGGAAGGUCAAACUGCAUGCCUGGGAUCCUCCGUCAUUGAGCUCCCAGAAGACAACUCCUAACAGCAACAGCAGUCAGGAGCUGGACCCCUGUGAGGAGCUGGAUUUUGGUGACGUCAUGGAUAUCGAGUUGGACUUCCCUACCCUGUCGCACUCUGAGCACCCCCCCACCGCCCACUGGGUGCACGCCUCCUCUGUAACGGAUCAAGACUACCUGGGGACCCCAGUUAAAGUCCAGAGGACAGAGAGCCCAGGGGGGCCUGACAUGGUGUAGCUCAUGGUUGGGGUUCCUGCUGAACUCCACCUGCAUCUGGGAAGUGUGUUCUGGAGUCGUUUGGGUUCAAAUAUUUGUUUUUAGUCCGUAAAAAGGACACUUUUAACUUGGACAUCUGCUCAGGGAGAUCACUCCACCACCAGGUUUAUAAUUCCAGCUUUGACCCGUCAGGAGACUGUUGUCCUUGUCUGUUUGUGUCCCGGUGGGGAGACGUCGCAUCGACCUGAGUCCAGGAGUUAUUUAAGGAGGAGCGACGGCUUGUAGAAUAUUUUGUAGAGCUCUGAUUUGACUGUUGAGCCAGACAGUUUUACGUUUGCUGUUAUGAACUACGUGUAAUUUUAAUAUGUCCUUAUUACAACUGUUUGUUUGUUUGCUUUUGAUGAAGACAUGAAAAUAAAAAGAACAACCUCGUUA
Messenger RNA from Nothobranchius furzeri (turquoise killifish), 1404 nucleotides. It is a transcript of the gene slbp, whose product is annotated as stem-loop histone mRNA binding protein. NCBI's taxonomy places the organism in Eukaryota, Metazoa, Chordata, Actinopteri, Cyprinodontiformes, Nothobranchiidae. Gene Ontology annotation, molecular function: mRNA binding; histone pre-mRNA stem-loop binding. The record is from RefSeq and is a predicted model, not a curated record. Gene Ontology annotation, cellular component: cytoplasm; histone pre-mRNA 3'end processing complex. Gene Ontology annotation, biological process: mRNA transport; mRNA 3'-end processing by stem-loop binding and cleavage.